AUGUCUCUUGGUGACCGCCGCGUCAAGUUUGCGCUUUUCGGCCUCGGCCGUCUGGGUGUUCUUCGAGCCCGUAUUCUCGCCUUCCAGCAGCCUCGCAUUGAACUCGUCGCCGUCUGUGAUACAAAGCCAGGCACUGACAAAUGGGCGGCAGAGAAUCUGCCCCCUACUGUCAAGUAUUAUUCAGACCCUCAAGAAUGUCUGAAGAACAGCGGUGCUGAGGCUGUCCUCAUCUGCACCGCGACUGCUACACACGCCCCUCUGAUCUUGCAGGCCCUUGAUCUAAACUUGCACGUCAUGUGCGAAAAGCCCGUCUCGGUCGAUAUCGCUACUACCAAAGAAGUCGUGGAGAAGUCUGCUUCUAGGCCCGAUCUCAAGUUCCUUGUUCCUUUCACUCGCAGAUAUGACAAGUCUUACCGCCAGGCUAGGGCUCUGAUCGACAAUGGAACGCUGGGUGAGAUUCACGCUGUCGAGACGACUGGUAUUGAUCAAGCAGAUCCGAACGCCUUCUUUGUCGCCUUUUCUGAGCAAUCUGGUGGCAUCUUCCUCGAUUUCGGCAUUCAUACCGUCGACGCUGGACGAUACCUGCUGGAUGUCAAGUCGGGCCUCUCCAACCCCAAUAAACAAGUCAACAGGGUCAUCGCCUUCGGACAGCAGGCUGUCUACGGGGAUUUGGCCAAGUUCGGUGACGCCGACAACGCAUGGGGCCUGGUUGAAUACGCCAAUGGCAAGAUUUUCAAGACUUACCUUGGCCGCACGCUCACCAGCGGCUUCGAGGAUACGACUCGGUUGUGCGGUACCAAGGGACAUUCAAUCAUCAGCGCCAACUCGAACGUUGAGAUCCGCGAUAAUCUCGGUAUUCGUACACAGUCUGUACCCGAUGCGUUUACUCUUUUCGAUGCGACGUUCUUGACAGAUCUUGCUGAGUUCGCUGAUGCGGUGCUUGAUGAUAAGCCCUUGACUUGUCAGCCGGAGGAUGCCUUUGAGGCGGGCAAGAUCUGUGCCGCUUUGCAGUAUUCGUUCCGCAAGGGCGUGCCUGUAUACUUUGAUGAUAAUGGUCUACCUAUCAUGGAUUGA
This is a messenger RNA of Penicillium verhagenii, 1074 nucleotides long. RefSeq names its product putative NAD binding Rossmann fold oxidoreductase. Bases 1 to 1074 code for a protein of 357 amino acids. Gene Ontology annotation, cellular component: cytoplasm. The record is from RefSeq and is a predicted model, not a curated record. Gene Ontology annotation, molecular function: nucleotide binding; oxidoreductase activity. The transcript is spliced from 4 exons. Gene Ontology annotation, biological process: NADPH regeneration. NCBI's taxonomy places the organism in Eukaryota, Fungi, Ascomycota, Eurotiomycetes, Eurotiales, Aspergillaceae.